GGUGCAAUUUCCGUUUGAUUACCUGUCCUAAAAUACAAACAAGAUUUUUUCAAAUGAUUUGUCCACGACUUUCUGUCUGUCCACGUAAACAGGUGCAUCCAUCACCCGAUUCUGAAUAAAUAAUCCCUCAGACUAGCAUUUCGAUGGCAAUCAGCAGUAUCUCCAUCAGGACGCGCUUGAAUCCGAGGUUCAAUCGAUAUCGACUCUGUCCCUUGACCAUUGCAACCUAGAAGUCAUUCCCAGCAGUAAUCUCCGCUGAAAAGAUGCCCGAGUUAAAUCGAAAGUUCAAUAAUCAAGGACUGAGGACUCACCUCGCGAAAUUCGCGUUGUACUUCUUCAAAGUCAUCGGAUUGCUGCCCCUGGGGGUGAAAUUGACAAGUGGACGAUUAGAAAUCCAUACCUCGAGGAUCGGUUAUGCGUACAGUCUUUUCCUAGUAGUCGUGAUCUUCGGUUUGGAUUUUUACUCGAUCCCGUACACGUACCAGAUGCAAUACAUCGGUGACAGUGUCUUGACGAGAAGAUUGAAGCUGACAAAAGCUGUAAUAGGUACAAUCGUGCUGUUCCUCGUGUGGUUCAUCAUGUGCCUGCGACAGAGAGUCCUGACAGACAUAAUUAGCAAAUGGAUCAAUGUCGACCGGGAGAUGACGAGUUACAAUCAGAUCCACCAGAUGAGAGCCUCGAGUCCACUGCUGAUGGUGUUCUUCAUCUCGAAUCUGAUGAUCUGGGCUGGUGUAAUUACGACGGACGUUCUCAUCCUCGAGGCUUUCGGUGCUAAUGUACUGUUCUGGGUAUCGAUGAUCAUCCCAAGCUUCAUCGUCAGCUGGCUUUUGAUCCAGUACACGAUGGUAUUGUGUCUUUUGACACUUCGAUUCCAAAGUGUCAAUCGAACGAUUGUAAAACUUAAUGGAGUAUCUGAGGGCAUUAGCUUGGAUCACUACAUCACACCAGUCCUCAGGGUUCCUCUGGACAGAUCCAUUGUCGGCACACUCUUGGCUGUGAAAAAAAUUCACGCCCACUACUACGAGGUGUCCAAUGAUAUUGCCAAUUUUUAUGCUGUUCCUUUGCUUUUCGCUGUGACAUUCUACUGUGGAACUAUUAUUUACAGCGCUUAUUAUCUGAUUAUUCCCCUCAUAUCCAUAUCCUGGGGAGACAGAAUUGUCUUGAAUACUGCCAAUGCUGUACUGAUGCUCAUCAUGCAGCUCUUCCCUAUUGUCAUGAUGGCUAUUUGCGUCAACAGACUCACCCACGAGAUGAACAUGACAGCCGAUGCUGUCCACAAACUACUCGCCUGGUCGCUCCCUAGUCGAGAGGUGAAGUCCGAGGUGAAUCAAUUUGAAAUCUGA
Molecule: messenger RNA, 1343 nt
Organism: Fopius arisanus
Lineage: Eukaryota; Metazoa; Arthropoda; Insecta; Hymenoptera; Braconidae
Exons: 2
Coding region: 264-1343 (359 amino acids)
Biological process (GO): chemosensory behavior; sensory perception of taste; male courtship behavior
Cellular component (GO): dendrite; neuronal cell body; membrane
Source: RefSeq, a predicted model, not a curated record